AUGAAUGUGCUGAAGACACAGAUGAAUGUCAUGAGCAGGCCACGUGUCAAAACACUCUCGGAAGUUAUCGGUGUAUGUGUAACCAAGGAUGGUUUGGAAAUGGGACAUUUUGUUCAGGUAAACGUUCUUGCAAAGGUUUAUGUCUAUACAGUCAAACAAAUCAUCACUAAUAGUUGGAAGGUCCCUGAAGUUAUAAAGUUAAGAUGUUUAAAAAUCAGGCCUAAUUAGCUGUCAAAUUCCUUUUCAUAGGAAAAAUGAAAUUACGUGGAAAUUUAAUUAAACAAAUGGCCUUUCUAGAAACAUACCAGGACGUUUUGAAGCUUGGCACACGGUUCGAUUUAGUCGGCCGAUUUUAACAGUACAAUUGUUUCAUUAAUUACCCAAUUAUGAUUAUUAUGAUUUUGAUUAUUAUGAUUUGUUUUAUUAAUUACCCAAUUAUUAUUAUUUUAUUAUUAUUAUGAUUGGAGCAUAAAUAUAGUUUGCAAAGCUUAUAAACCACAGUGUCACAAGAUGAAUUUUGAUUGUGAAGAAUAAUCGAUAUACUGGAACACAACGGAAAUAUUCAGCCGAUAAGAGUCGGGAUUAAAUAUUCUUUUAUGCAAUUUUAAUUAUACCGGAUCCUUCUUGGUCUUGUUCAGGUUCAACAUUUAUAUUCGAUUUCGGUAAAAAAAACGAGGCCGAGAAGGCUUUAUAAAAUAAUUUAUAAAUUUAAGUUCUUUGAAUGUUUGCAUGGCGAUAAAAUAUAAUUGUUUUUGUUUGUGGAAACAGCACGUAAAUUUAUUACUGCAAAGCUUUCGAUCCGUAAGCCCGGAUCUUCAUCAGUGCUAAUAAUAUGUGACUUGUUUGUGACUUGUUUUAAUAUGUGACUUGUUUCUUGUUUUCUUGCUAAUAAUAUGUGACUUGUUAUGACGCGAGCCAACAGAUCACGACACUCUUGUAUAUAAAAAGAGCGUGUGAAUUAAACAAGUCACAUAUUAUUAGCACUGAUGAAGAUCCGGGCUUACGGAUCGAAAGCUUUGCAGUAAUAAAUUUACGCGGUGUUUCCACAAACAAAAACAAUUAUAAUUUAUAAAUUUAUUAUAGUAAAAAAUAUUUUUAAAAAAGUGUAAAAAAUAUCCCGGUUUAUCAUCAGCGCCCGCAUCCAUUUUUCGUGCCGCAUGGACUUUUUCAUUUUUUAUUUUUAACUAAAAAUCACUAUUUCCGGCGGAUCGUGCGAGGAACCCACGCGAGAUUUUUACGAUGAUCGCCCAUUUUGAAAACACGAGUUCAUAUUGACAACGUGCAUGCUAUUGCGCUUGGGCCUUGGCAAUUGUAAUAUUAAUGAAAAGUGUAAUAUACAGUAGCCAUUGAAAAUAUUAUACCAUACAACUGUGCUGCGUGUUUGAGCAUAUUUAUUCCGUGCACCUACUAAAUGUGAUUCGGUAAAUAUUAAAAAAUAUCCGCCCGCCGGCACGAGUUUUUUCUGCUGCCACUUAUGAUAAACCGCGAUAUUUUUUACAUGGCCUAAAAAAAUAUUUAAACCAAUCUUUAUUAUUGAUGGGCAAAUAAACAUGCUUCCAACUCACACCGCUCAUCCAAUAGUAUUACAGAGAUUAUCGCCCAUAUUCUAAAAGCUCACUCACACUCAAUGAGUGGAGGUUCAAUCUGAGCUUCUCUUGAGUGUCAAUGCUGUUUUUGAAUAGCUGGAGGGUUAGUGUCGUACCUAAAUAUGCGACUACUCACCCUCCAGCUAUUCAAAAACAGCAUUGACACUCAAGAGAAGCUCAGAUUGAACUUCCACUCAUUGAGUUUGAGUGUGAGUGAGCUUUUAGAAUACGGGCAUAUAUGUUUGGUCAUUUUCACCGUUUUCGCUGAGCUUAUUUAUUUUGCCAUACUAAACUCAGUUGGAAAAAUCUCGGAGAAAAACAGUCGCCUCAGUAUUUUGGUUUUUCACAAAAAACGCUAUGGAAAUUCAACAGGCUGUCGUGCAUCAUAACCUUAGCUAUAAUUCAAUUUUCACAUAGGACGAAUGAGCUGUUAUUUAGCUUCUCUAUGAUACCUUUUUUAAAUUGUAACGAUGAGAAAUGGCCACAUAUACACGUCAAAUAAAAUUGCCGGUCGAAAUCACAUUCUUCCACCUUUGGGAAUUGAAAACACAUUAAUUAUGCAAAGUUAGUCAAUCCAAAAGCACCGCGAGCCUGCUGCAAGCAACCUGCAAGCUGUUUGUUUCGUAAAAUGUUUUGAUUACGAAUCUUCUCUGUUUUAUGGACGUUCUCAAUGAGUCAUUGUGGCCAUUUAUCAUCGUUACGAUUUAAAAAGAGUAUUAUUGAAAAGCUAAAUAACUGUUCUUUCGUGAAUUGUUUAGCCACGUUUAUGAUGCACGACAGCCUGUUGAAAUUCCGUAGCGCUUUUUUUGUGACACCCUGUAUAUUUCUCACACGCACCAUUUUUGAAGACUCCUGCUGCAAAAAUUUGAAUAGAUGCACAACUGAGUAUAGUCUUAAUGUUAUUUUUGACCACGAAAUGCUGUCAAUCGUUUCAAUUAAUUAAAUACGUUAAAUUUAUUUUUGUUGUUUAGAUAUCAAUGAAUGUGACCAAGUCAAUGACUGCCAUACUAAUUCUGACUGUAUUAAUAAUGUCGGAUCUUAUGAUUGCCGAUGUAAGCCCGGUUUCAGAGGCGAUGGAAAGACUACGUGUGACG
Paramuricea clavata is the source of this 2680-nucleotide messenger RNA. The record is from the annotation of a GenBank genome assembly. NCBI's taxonomy places the organism in Eukaryota, Metazoa, Cnidaria, Anthozoa, Malacalcyonacea, Plexauridae.